Capronia coronata CBS 617.96 is the source of this 1983-nucleotide messenger RNA. RefSeq lists its product as uncharacterized. NCBI's taxonomy places the organism in Eukaryota, Fungi, Ascomycota, Eurotiomycetes, Chaetothyriales, Herpotrichiellaceae. The record is from RefSeq and is a predicted model, not a curated record. The transcript is spliced from 2 exons. Gene Ontology annotation, cellular component: membrane; endomembrane system. The coding region runs from base 1 to 1983 and encodes 660 amino acids.
AUGCCGGAGUCUAGGGGUAGCGGCGCGCCUGCUGCCGCCCGGCAGGAGCAAGGAGGAAAGUCAAUGAUGCAGACAAUUGUUCAGGGCAUCGCCAUCUUCAUGGCCACCCAGUUUGUCGUCAACCAGUUCUUCGGUUCCAAGUCGUCAUCUGGCGGCGGCGGCGUUGCUGCGCCAAAAGCGAGUAUGAACUUCGACGAGCGAGCCGAUACAACAGCUUUGACGAACUAUUCCGCAAUACCCUACAACAUUGCUCCGAUCUGGCCAGACGACAGUGUCAUUGACCUUCAGGUAUAUGUCUUACCCCAACCAGAGCUUCCUCCGCUGUCAUCGGUGCCGAAGGAUGUCCUCGUUGUGGAUGAAAAGGAGUUCAAGAUGGGCAACUUCUCAGAAAACAGGGAAAUUCAUACCAACAUUGCGAUUCCAGACGAGGUGCAGCACAACGGGACUCUUUGGGCGCAUUUCCUCGUGGGAUUGACCGGUAGUGAACUGGACCCAACCGCAGCGGAUUAUGACCCGGCAAAGGCAACUCACUUCAAGAGACCGCUGAACCACUAUCUGCCAAAGAAGAAGGUCCGCAAGCUGAAGAAUUUACUGGACAAGAGCGACGACCCAGAACCAGAACCGGAAGAACCUCAGGGGAUCCAGAUUGGCUCGUUCUACCAUCCUAACUUCACCGUGGCUGUCGUACCUGGCACGGGAGUGCAGAAUUGGCGCCAGCUGCAUCCGGCCAUGCGCAAAAACAUUGUCCUUGAACCGACGGGCGCUCGUGACGCUUCGGGCAUGAAUGGAUGGUACUAUCCUGUGAUAUUCCUGAACACUUUCUGGCAGUUGAGGUCACACAUGACCGAGCUCAACGACACGGUGAAGGAAGUGCCGCUGAACAUCGGCCUCUAUAACUUGGCCGGUUGGAAGUACUCUAUUCUUGCCAGUGUCGAUGACGGCAUGAAACAGACCCAGCAACAAGCGGGACAAGGAGGACCAAUGGCCGGCAGUGGCGAUGGAAGCGAGUUUGAGAAGCUCAAAGAAGUUCUUCUCGACACCAAUGCGUACCUUCUCGGGACGACGUUUGCCGUCAGUAUUCUGCAUAUGGUUUUCGAGGGACUGGCAUUCAAGAACGACAUCUCGCACUGGAGGAAGAAGAAAGACAACGUGGGGACGUCGGUUCGCACAAUUCUCGCCAAUGUCUUCAUGCAGACGGUGAUCUUCUUGUACCUGGUGGACAACUCUGAUGGUACAUCGUGGAUGAUCCUGGCCAGUCAAGGGUUCGGCAUUGUCUUGGAAGCGUGGAAGAUCACCAAAAUGGUCAACGUGCGACUCCGUGAGCCUGGACCGGACUCGCGGUUCAAAUUCCUGCCUUACGUGGUUGUGUUCGAGGACAAGCACAAGUUGACCAAGAAAGAAAAGCAGACCCAAGAGUAUGACCAGAUCGCCUUCCGUUAUUUGUACAUCAUCGCCGUGCCACUGCUGCUCGCGUAUGCGGCGUACUCACUGGUCUACGAGCCGCACAAGUCCUGGUACAGCUUUGUGAUCGAGACGCUGGUGGGGUCCGUUUACGCCUACGGAUUUCUGAUGAUGGUCCCCAGCUUGUACAUCAACUACCGCUUGAAGUCGGUUGCGCACAUGCCCAGUCGGACGCUGUUCUACAAGUUCCUCAACACCUUCAUUGACGACCUGUUCGCGUUCACCAUCCGCAUGCCCUUCCUGCAUCGAUUGGCGACCCUGCGUGACGAUGUCAUUUUCUUCGUCUGGCUCUACCAGAAGUGGGCGUACAAGGUGGACUACACGCGCGUCAACGAGUUUGGCCAGGGAGGCGACGAAACGGAUGAAGAUGAGGAGGAAGAUGAGGGCGAGACCAAGGAUGGAGGGUCGACCUCAGACAAGAAAGCCCUGAACGGCCAGGACACCAAACAGCUCAAGCCCACAGUUCCUGUCGCUAGCGCUAGCGGGGCAGAGACCAAAACCAGAGCAACGAAAAGGAAGUAA